ACUUCGGAUUAUACGCUACACUCUGGCAUGCGACAAGGACGUUAAAAUCCCUCUCUUUUGGUCACCACUCUAUAGCACCAGUUGUCAUUUAGCCCCUUAGAUCAGUUGCAUCUACCAAUUUUUGUUUGAAGAACAGAGAGCUUCGGAGAUUUUAUAGCAAAUAAACAGACGGAUUAUAUUUGUUAAAUGUCAGACUCAGAGUCAUCGUGUGAUAUCCAGGAGAUCCUGGCCUGUCCAGGAUUAUAUCAGGAAAUUGCACCAGCACCCAAACAUGUUUACAACAAGCCAGCAUUAUCAAAUACUCUUAGUUCUGUCAAGAAUAAUCUCCCAUGGAUUGAACGACUAGAUGUCGUUUGUGACGCAGCUCCAGCUCCAAAAGAUCUAGAUCUAGAUGACUUGCAGAAGAUAGACCCAGAUGAUGACUUUAAAAGAGAAAAUUAUUUUUAUCGUAUAGCACAAGCUGCAGUAUUGAAAGCUAUCCCACAGUUGCAUGCUUUAGAUGUACCAACUAAACGUCCAUCUGAUUAUUUUGCAGAAAUGGUUAAAACAGACAGUCAUAUGACAAAGAUUAAACAGUACUUAGUUGAAACAAAACAAAAGUUAGCGUUACGUGAACGAGCUAGACAAAUAAGAGAAAGACGUAAAUUUGGCAAACAAGUUCAACAAAAAGUUAAUCAAGCACGUAAAGAAGAGAAACGUAAAUUAACAGAAGCUGUAAAAAGUACAUGGAAGAAAACAGGUAUUAAUCGUGAAGAGAGAUUGGAACAGAUAUUGAAUGAUUUCAAAAAAGAUUAUGAACCAAAUGAAAAAUCGAAUAAAAAGGCAGCUGAGAAAAGUUUUCAUACUGCUAAAGAUUAUGCUAAUCGACGAAAGAUUAAUCAUAAACGUGUCUACAAAAAUAAUAAAUAUGGUCAUGGUGGACAGAAAAAGCGUCAAAAGCGUAAUACAGCUGACUCGUUGAAUAGUGGAGCUCGACGGGAUUUCAGUCAAUUGAAGCAUCAAGCAACACCGAAUAAGGCUAAACAAAUUCGUAAAGAUAUACGCAAGUCAAGACAGAGACAGAAAAAAGUGUCAAAAAGACGUGCUUAAAUUAUCCCGGAAGAGAAAUAUACAAAUAUGUGAAUAGCACAUUCAUGUUCUGUACAUUAUUUUGUAUAGUAUUGGUUGUUUUAUAAAUCUGAUAUCAUCACUUC
This is a messenger RNA of Trichobilharzia szidati, 1193 nucleotides long. The record is from the annotation of a GenBank genome assembly. NCBI's taxonomy places the organism in Eukaryota, Metazoa, Platyhelminthes, Trematoda, Strigeidida, Schistosomatidae.